CACAUGCAUUGAUUGAUUGAGAGAGAGAGAGAGAGAGAAUGGAGGUUCCAGAGUUCUUGAGGGACGACAAACUGAGCGAAGAAAGCAAGAAUCUGAUAUCGAGACUUGCAAAGGACAAGAACUUUCAGGGAACAGACAUAUGCAACUACAAAGGAUGUUGGUACUUUUUCAACGCACUUCAAGGCAUCCUUCAUGCCCAAACCCAUUUCCACCCUCAGGAUUCCGAUGUAUUCCUCUCCUCCUUCCCCAAAUCAGGCACCACUUGGCUCAAAGCCCUAGUUUUCGCCCUUAUCCACCGGCACAAUCACCAUCAUCAUCAUCACCAUCCUCUUCUCGCUCGAAACCCUCACGACCUCGUUCCCUUCCUCGAGCUUCGCUUGUAUUUCAAGAACCAAAUCCCCGAUCUCUCCGGUUUCCCAUCUCCAAGGCUCUUCGCAACCCACAUGCCUUUCCCAAUGCUACGUGAAACCAUCAAGGGUUCCCCUUCCAAGAUCGUCUAUAUCUGUAGGGAUCCGAAAGAUACGUUGGUUUCGGCUUGGCAUUUCUACGGCAAGUUACAACGCCAAGAAAUAAGGCUGGAGACCGUGUUCGACUCCUACUGCAGAGGAGUUCAUGCCUGGGGACCCUUUUGGGACCACGUCCUGAGCUACUGGAAAGAGAGCGUCAAGAACCCUAAGCACGUGUUUUUCAUGAGGUACGAGGAAUUGCAAGCGGAUCCGACAGUUCAGUUGAAGAGACUCGCCGGUUUCUUGGAAUGUCCCUUCACGGAGGAAGAGGAGAAGAGUGGAGCGGUGGAUCAGAUCUUGAAGCUAUGCAGUUUUUCUAGUCUGAGCGGCUUGGAGGUGAACAAGACCGGGAAAACGCCUUCGGACAUCGAUUUCAAGACCUUGUUCCGGAAAGGCGAAGUCGGAGACUGGGCCAAUUACCUCACUCCCGAGAUGGGGAAGAGAAUCGACGACAUCGUGGAAGAUAAACUACGAGGUUCCGGUUUAACAUUCCUAUAAACAUCAGCAUCGUCUUAAUCCUAAAACAUCCCACAUCGAACAAAGGUAAUCCCACCAUAAGAGAAUAUGCGUAUUUCUUGUGAGUUCUUGAUGGUUGUUCUUCGUAUUUUCCUUUUGCAUCCCUUAUAUAAAGUUUGAAUGCGUGUGUGAAUCUUUGUUAAUUAAGAGUUGAUUUUGUCA
This is a messenger RNA of Tarenaya hassleriana, 1184 nucleotides long. RefSeq names its product cytosolic sulfotransferase 5-like. The record is from RefSeq and is a predicted model, not a curated record. The transcript has a single exon. NCBI's taxonomy places the organism in Eukaryota, Viridiplantae, Streptophyta, Magnoliopsida, Brassicales, Cleomaceae. Gene Ontology annotation, biological process: sulfation. Bases 39 to 1004 code for a protein of 321 amino acids. Gene Ontology annotation, cellular component: cytoplasm. Gene Ontology annotation, molecular function: sulfotransferase activity.